Messenger RNA from Acanthocheilonema viteae, 1185 nucleotides. Lineage: Eukaryota; Metazoa; Nematoda; Chromadorea; Rhabditida; Onchocercidae. The record is from the annotation of a GenBank genome assembly.
AUGUGUAUUACAAGCCAUUAUGAUGCAAAGGCUCUUCCAUCCGCUGGAUUAAUGCCUCUUUUUCAGAGUUACUUGUGCUCCUUCACAAAUCCUUGCUAUAAAAGUCCAAGAACAGGUGACGAUACCGCCCAAAUUAAUAGUGAAACACGCAAACAGUCACUCAUUGUUGCGACUGCUAGAGCUAUAGCAGAAAUGUUUGUUGCGAUAGGUUCAGAACCGCUCAAAUGGUUUAACCUGUCGGAUUCGAUCAUCUCAUUUAUUAAUAUAUUCGCUCAUUUCACUCCAUAUGCCUUUGAUCAACCCAUUCCUCUUAUUGCAUUUUUCAAUUCCACUGAUGACGCUAUCAAAUUUUUCAAAUCAACUUUAAAUAGCAGCGAUGAAUUAUCUGUUAGCUUGAGUAAUGUCCGAAUUACACCACUUUAUGCUUUAGAAAUCAUCAAAGAGAUCAAUUUGUUAUGUAAUUUGGUAAGUCGCGCAAUAAGUUCAGUCUACCCGGAAGAUAUAGUUAACUCAAAUUUGUUAUAUGAACAGCUUGGAAGUAAAAUAUCGCAAUUUUUUAUGCAACAUAAUGCUAACGAAACAAAUACAAUGGCAUUAAAAGCUUUAUAUAAUUGGCUUAAAUUUGCAUCAAUAAACAAUAUGAGCAUCGAAUACGAAGAAAUGCUGAAAAUGUUUAACACACUGCACAUUUUUGGAAAUGAUCAAGUGAUCAGAAAGUUCACUUCAGCCUUAUCAAUGGUUGAUUUCAGUAAUCACACUUCAAUAAUAAAUGCGAUACAUUGUGGAAAUAACCCUUAUGAUCAAAAUUCGCAUGAAGAAAAAUCCAUUCCUGGCGCAACAGCAACAGUUGCAAACAACACUGACAAAGAUGAAAUAUAUAAUUUCUUACGUCGCGUAACACCUCGAUAUGCUGAACGCCAUGAUAAAAAGAAACAGUUUUGUGGUGUCAUUCCGAUUAAUUCAGAUAAGAACUGUUCAUUCCUGGAAGGUGCAGCUUUGUCACAACUAAUGCCGUUGAUCAAUGCUUACAUUUUAUUGGCUCCCUUUUCUCCUGUUAUUAACGCAUUUGCCGAAAAGAUGCAAGAAACCAUACAAAUUGAUGAUUAUUCACUGUCACAAGCUACAUUGGAUGAUAUGUUUGUUUCAUUGGCCAGUGUUUUGUCCGAUAAACCGAUGGUUGAAUAA